UCACUUGAGACCACUCACUUCUCCUAUAUAUAUACUCUUCUUUCUUCAAACCCUAAACACAUUAUUCAUUUCUGCCUCAUUAUUCACUCUCUUUUUCUUUGAUCUAAUCGCUUAUCAAAUUUCUAGAAUGGGAAAGGUUAAGAUCGGAAUCAAUGGAUUCGGAAGAAUCGGAAGAUUGGUUGCUAGAGUUGCUCUUCAGAGGGAUGAUGUUGAACUUGUUGCCGUCAAUGAUCCAUUCAUCACCACUGAUUACAUGGUCUACAUGUUCAAGUAUGACACUGUUCAUGGACACUGGAAGCACUCUGAUGUUAGAGUGAAGGACGCCAAGACCCUUGUUUUCGGUGACAAGGAGGUCACUAUUUUCAGCUCAAGGAACCCAGAGGAGAUCCCAUGGGGUGAGGCUGGUGCCGACUAUGUCGUUGAGUCCACUGGUGUCUUCACUGACCAGGACAAGGCUGCUGCUCAUUUGAAGGGUGGUGCUAAGAAGGUUGUCAUUUCUGCACCAAGCAAAGAUGCUCCUAUGUUUGUUAUGGGUGUUAAUGAGACUGAGUACAAGUCUGACAUUAACAUUGUUUCCAAUGCUAGUUGCACAACCAACUGUCUUGCACCUCUUGCCAAGGUCAUCAAUGACAGAUUCGGUAUUGUUGAGGGUCUUAUGACCACAGUUCACUCCAUCACUGCUACCCAAAAGACUGUUGAUGGACCAUCAAGCAAGGACUGGAGAGGUGGAAGAGCUGCUUCUUUCAACAUUAUUCCUAGCAGCACUGGAGCUGCUAAGGCUGUUGGAAAGGUGUUGCCUGCUCUUAAUGGAAAGUUGACUGGUAUGUCUUUCCGUGUACCAACUGUUGAUGUCUCAGUUGUUGAUUUGACUGUUAGACUUGAGAAAGCUGCUACCUAUGAUCAAAUCAAGGCUGCCAUCAAGGAGGAAUCUGAAGGAAAGAUGAAGGGUAUCUUGGGUUACACCGAAGAUGAAGUUGUGUCCACCGACUUUGUUGGUGACAACAGGUCAAGCAUCUUCGAUGCUAAGGCUGGAAUUGCUUUGAAUGACAAGUAUGUCAAGCUUGUGUCUUGGUAUGACAACGAAAUGGGUUACAGUACCCGUGUGGUUGAUUUGAUUGUCCACAUGUCCAAGAGCGCUUAAAUGAUGUUUUUGGUGCUGCGGCUGUUUUGAAGUGUUGGGAUUGGAAAGUUAGUAGAGUUGGAAUAAUAAAAGAUGUUAACUUUUUAAUUCUCUUAUUAUUAUGGAGUUGUUUUUGAACAAGUUUCUCUGGGUUUCCUCAAUGAAGAAACGUACUUAUGUCGUUUCCACAGCUUUUUGGCUGUUUCAAAAAUAUUUGCUAGUUUGUUUCUUUUCUCA
Molecule: messenger RNA, 1357 nt
Organism: Impatiens glandulifera
Lineage: Eukaryota; Viridiplantae; Streptophyta; Magnoliopsida; Ericales; Balsaminaceae
Product: glyceraldehyde-3-phosphate dehydrogenase GAPC1, cytosolic
Exons: 12
Coding region: 128-1141 (337 amino acids)
Biological process (GO): glucose metabolic process
Molecular function (GO): oxidoreductase activity, acting on the aldehyde or oxo group of donors, NAD or NADP as acceptor; NAD binding; NADP binding
Source: RefSeq, a predicted model, not a curated record